GGCGGCGGCGGCGGCAGCCGGGCGAGCCAUGGGCACGGUGCCGUCCGCGCUGAAGCACUGCCUCAGCUACCAGCACCUCCUCAAGGAGCAGCUGUGGAUCGCGGAGCCGCCCGCGGCCGCGCAACCCGCGCAGGCACGUCCCCGCGCCGCUGUUGCCCCUGCCCGCCCGCAGCGCCCGGUUCUCUCCUCUCUCCCUUCUCCUCUCCCCUCUCUCCACUCUCCCGCCUUUCCCGGAGCAGCGGGGGAGGGAGGAGGCCCUUACCCACCGCCCCGCACCGCUGGGCUGUGUCUGGUCAGUGUUCCGGCACAGGGCCGGUGUCACACCGUGUUCCAGGCAGUUCACAGGAACCUCAAGCAUCUGGACUGCCUGAGUACAUAAAGAUUGUAGAAGUUGGGCCAAGGGAUGGUUUACAAAAUGAGAAGGUGAUAGUCCCAACUGAUAUAAAAAUUGAGUUAAUCAACCAGCUUUCCAAAACAGGCCUGCCUGCGAUAGAAGUAACCAGUUUUGUUUCGUCCAAAUGGGUGCCUCAGAUGGCAGAUCACAAAGAAGUAAUGAGGGGCAUUGAGCGGCAUCCUGGAGUCCAGUAUCCUGUUCUCACACCUAAUCUUCAAGGUUUUCAUUCUGCUAUUGCAGCGGGAGCUACAGAAAUCUCGGUAUUUGGCGCAGCAUCUGAAUCUUUUAGCAAAAUGAAUAUUAAUUGUUCAAUUGAAGAAAGCAUAGAAAGGUUUGAAGAAGUCACUAAAUCUGCAAGGAGUAUGAAUAUUCCAGUGCGUGGGUAUGUGUCCUGUGCCUUAGGAUGCCCAUAUGAAGGAAACGUUGUACCAGAUAAAGUGGCAGAAGUAUCUAAGCGGCUGUACAGUAUGGGCUGUUAUGAAAUCUCUCUGGGAGAUACAAUUGGUGUGGGGACACCUGGAAGUAUGAAAAAAAUGCUGGAAGCUGUUAUGAAAGAAAUUCCUUUGAGUGCUCUUGCUGUUCACUGUCAUGACACGUAUGGCCAGGCGUUAGCCAAUAUCCUCACAGCCAUGCAGAUGGGAGUUUCUGUGGUGGAUUCAUCUGUUGCAGGACUUGGUGGUUGUCCCUAUGCAAAAGGUGCUACUGGAAAUGUAGCCACAGAGGAUGUGAUAUACAUGCUGAAUGGUCUGGGGAUCAACACAGGAGUAAAUCUUUGUGCCGUGAUGGAAGCUGGAAACUUCAUCUGCACAGCUUUGAACAAGAAAACAAACUCAAAGGUUGCACAAGCUUCCUUCAGUACUGGAACUAUCAAUUAAAUGGAUUUUUUUUUUUGCAGCUUGAUUACAUUUUCCAUUUACCCUGACCAAGGACCUUUGCUUUAGGAAAAGAAACAAGGAAACCAUUGCAUCAAAGAAACAAAAUAGAACCGAUAUAUAUAUAUUUUUUUUUAAUGGGAACAGUUAUUGUAAUGUACUGUCUUGUCAGGAAUUGUCUGAUUUGUAAGUAAGAAAUAAACGACUGUAGUACAGAACCCUCUACUUUGUACUUCUACAGAUGAGAGAAAUGUAUAAACACCAGGAAAUUUUACCAUGUUUUAAAUUGAAUUUUUAAUUAUUUUCAGGAAAACCAGGUAGAAACAGUGAGUACAUAGUUCAAUUUUAAUCGACAUGUCUUUCAGAACAGUACAAAUAUUUUCAGUAGUUUAUGAGAUCUCACACUGUGUGUGGCCAUUCUAUUAUGUGUUUUAUUUAUCUGAAUUCUCGUUUUUCAUUUGUCAAGUCACUGUGUUAGGAACACAGAGCCAAAUCUGAAAUCACUGUAAGACCUUUUUAGCAAUAGAACUUCUUUUAAAUUUUGUUUAACAGCUGCUAAAUUAUGGAUGACUUUAUCUUAUUCCAAGACAUUGUGGUGAAUGGCACUCUGCCAGAUCCUUCCAAUCCUCCAGCAAGUUUCCUUAUUUGUUACAUAUGUUAAAUUUGUUGUAGUUGCAUUUUUUGGUCAACUUAUUAAAACCUAAUUAUAUGAAGCAAAUAAAAAUUGGCAAGGUUUUCAACAUCAUUCAGGUUCAUAGUGGUGUAGAAGGGGCUACAUUUUCAUCCAAGGUUUCAUUAAAGAAUUAGAUUUGUCAUUCUGUAGGCUACGAAUUGAUAUUCUCAUUCAGAAAUCACAGGUUUUUAGGAUAAUAGUAUUUUCCUGGACUAGCUUACACAAAGGAGACCACUUAGAGUUUUUUUUUGUGCUCUACUGAAAAUGAUACUGAAAUAGUACUGUUCUUUUAAAUGCCUUAGUUCAACAAGAUGCCAAUGGACUGCACUGUUCAAUAAUCAGUAGAUUAGAUCAAUAAUGAACAAAUGGGCAAAUUCAAAGAGCCUUAUCCUAUAUAUAAAUGUUCAAGUGAGCCAUCAAAAUACUGUCAUGUUUUUCAUCCUGAAACUUCAGUACUCUUACUGGUUGGUUGUGUAGGACCUGUCUGUACUUCUCUGUGUACCUUAAUCUAUAUUUUUUCUGAACAUAGCCUAUUGACAUGAAAAUCUAAAACCCUGGACUGUGGUCUUCAUCCAUAUUCUCAAUUUUCCUCAAAAAUGUGAAGUGUUGUCAAAAGGUAAGUUGAAAGAAAGUGGAAAAUAACACAUUAAAAAAGGCUGAAUAUUUUUUUGUCUGGAACUCAAGUCUGCCAAGUAACAGCUGAGUCAUGGUUUGCCUUUGAAAUACCAAAGUGAAUUUUUCUGAGAUCUUUUAGCCAGUUGUGUACUUUAGAAUUGGCAUUGUUUAAGAAAGUCAGUCUUGCCUUCCAGGCAACACAAGGCUAUAAAUUUGAUAUAACACCCCUAUUCUGUUUAUGCCAUAAUGAUAGUCAAAAUUAAUAUAAGCUACUUCGUUUCACUUUUCUCAUGGUAAAAGUCAAAGGAUAAAAAAAGAAAUGUGUUCAGGUGAGGCAAGAAAUUUCUUCCCUAUCAUUCCAAAAUACUAAAUCUUCCCUGCAGAGUCUCAUAAGAAGACUUUCAAGUACUCCUGAAGGUAUGAACACCCUGAUUUUCUUGACCUGCCCUGGAUGCAUGGUUGGAUCACCACAAAAAAGCUCUUUCCUCUUUUCCCCCAUGUUUCAGCUGGGGCUUUGCUAUUUAGCAGACACUAAAGCUCAUAUAUCAAAACGUGAACUUAAAUAAAACCAGGUCUUGAACCAUUCACAGACUUAAAAAUUCUGUAAUGAAUUAGACCCAAUGAAGAGGUAAGGAAACUGCAGCAGUGUGGUUAAGCCUAAAUGUGGUGCCAGAAUUGACAUGUUAAUAACUCCUUAAUUUAUGUGUCAUUUACCCCUGAAGGUGACUAACCUUACUGUAAUACUUUCCAAUUUAAUAAUAAUUUUUCCUGCAUAGUUUUCUCUGUAGGCACAGAUUUGGCUCAUUUUGAGCUGAAGUAUGCAGUUUUCAUGUAGGUCCUGAUGAAUUUUCUUCCACCCAAGACCCUCUGAGCCAGCAUGUUUAAUUAACAUAAACAAUAUUGAGCUUCUCAAAGACUGAAAGUGAAGUCAGCCCUUGAAAUAAAGCAGUUUGAUGCAAACCUGAAUGUGAGACUAAACAACUGAACUGAGACUGAACUUGCUGCUCAGCCUGGGGAGAUUAAAUACACACCCAUGACAGGAACUGAGGGAAUGGCCUGAAGUUGUGUCAGGGGAGGUGUAGGUUGGAUAUUAGAAAAAUGUUCUUCACCCAGAGGGUGG
Molecule: messenger RNA, 3674 nt
Organism: Camarhynchus parvulus
Lineage: Eukaryota; Metazoa; Chordata; Aves; Passeriformes; Thraupidae
Gene: HMGCLL1
Product: 3-hydroxymethyl-3-methylglutaryl-CoA lyase like 1
Exons: 10
Coding region: 532-1269 (245 amino acids)
Biological process (GO): ketone body biosynthetic process; L-leucine catabolic process
Cellular component (GO): endoplasmic reticulum; cytosol
Molecular function (GO): hydroxymethylglutaryl-CoA lyase activity
Source: RefSeq, a predicted model, not a curated record